GGCUUACGUGAAAAGAUUUCUUAUUUAACAGUGGCAUUUCCCAGCGUCUGCGGUUGUCAGCUGGCGUCGGCGCCCUUGACGCCUCACUUAAGUUGUUGCUAGUUCAUUUCCCCCGUUUUGCUGGAUGCUGGCGCCUCAUUAUUGACGGCGGCAGCUCCGGUCAACUGUGCGGGCAAUUCUCCAGAGUCCGCUGGUGGCUGCUUCAAGGCUGUUCGUUCGUUCCCCGCCUCAGUUGGAAGACAUGGUACUCGAGCAGGGUAGCGCCAGGGAGAAAGUACUCGAGAAGAUUGGCGAGGCCGAGAAGCUUCUGGCGCAAUGCGACACUCUGACCGUGUGUCCGGGCAAGAGCAAGCUCCAGCGCAAGAUCCAGGCCGAAAUCAAGUUCCUCCGCAAGCUCUGGAAGAUGCCAGAGGGAAUCAAGGAAGAGCACCUGCGCUGCACCAACCUGGCCUACCUGUCGGCCGUUGUCACCUGCUCGCUGGCCGUCACCGGUCUGGUCGACGUGCUCAAGCCUUUCUCGCUUCCCGAGAGUGAUGCUGACUGCGAGAGGCAGAGGCGCUGUGCCGAUCGGACGGUCGUGGACGUGGUAGCCAGUCACGGGGCAGCGUGGAUCAAAGUGGUGGCCCGUAAUCCCGACGCCCUGCUGACCUCGUCUCUCGGUGAUGGUGAGUACGGCCGGCGCACUAUCCUCGACCAACUCCAGGACAUGGUGGAGUGCGCCGGCUGUCACCCGCACCUCUACAAGGCGCCCGAAGUCAAGGUUUGGACCGUGCUACCCGUCUGCAAGCCACUCCGGGAGAUCAUCCGGGCUGUCGGCGCAGAGGUGCUCAACCAUGAGGAUGUGCUAUCGGCAUGCGACGAGGAAACUCCUGAGGCUUCAGCAGAUGACAGCGAGGCUGGCAUCGACGACUGCGCGGAGAACUUUACGGCGUUAAAGCUGCACGAGGUACCCAAGGACGCCGUGCUCAACCUCGACGUCUCCACGAUGAUCGCGUGCGCAUCCGCACUGACCAACGGCCGCUGUCACUUCCGGUUCCGUGAGAACGUACUCACCGAGCAAGCCGAGAGUGAACGCCGCAGCCCCGUCCGGCCGGCUCUAGACGAGCUGUUCACGAGCCGCAAGCUUGUCUGCUGUCAAUCCGCCUACGACGACUUCUCGACGAUCGUGAAAGUCAUGGCCGGACCGUGCGAGACCGAGGCAGCGCAUAGGCUGUUCGAACGACUCGAGGUCGUACCGGACUCUCCCUCCGAGCGUGCUGCGGCGCUCGCCCUUCGCGGAAAGAUCAGAAAACGCUCGAAGAUCAUCUUUGGGACUGGCGACCGGCUGAAGGCAGUGACCGUAACUGCGAACAGUGGGUUCUUGAGGGCUGCCAAGGCCCAGGGCGCUGACUUUGUUGCGUUUGUGCACGAGUCACGGGCACUGACGGAGGCGAAAGAAGUCAAUGCUACGCCAAUCUAGGACCGUGUUUGGAAGAACGCUCUCUAUCUCGUGCUAGCUUGCUUUGUUUUCACAUUAUGAUGCAGAGACACCACUAGGUGAGCCGAGGCUGACAGUCGUGACCGGAGUCUGCAGGGUGUGAUCACUUUCGUGAGAUAGCCAACAUUUCUCCUGGUGUAUGGUCUUGUCUGCCAUUCUGCUGGUCAAUGUUUUUUACUGACCAGUGAAUGGCCUAAUGCGUUUUUUGAAGACUAUUUUCACAUUGAGAGUGCAAUGUCACGCUGCCUUCAUAGCUACUGUAGUUUAAAUUAAAGCUGCUCACGUGUACGCGCUUGGCUAUUAUUGCGUUUCUGGCAACCACUUCAACAUCAAGCAGAAGUCUGGUCACUUAUUUUCUUCAAUUUUCUCAAGCGCUUCUGAUUGGCUUGCUGGUCAAGCCACUGGAACUUUGUUCUUCUGUUGAUGUGCACACAGGUACCAUCAGGUUAAAUUGAAAUGUGAAAAAAAAAGAAGGUAACAGGAAAAUGUCUUGUGCGAGAUUACAUCAAUGCGUAGUGUGGUAUCUCUCUAGUAUAUCAUAUCGCUGAGUGUUGGAGAGUCCCCGACUCACCCUGCAGAGAGCAAAUCCCGCAAGUGUUAUAAGCGCCUGAGGAUUAGAAAAGCUUGGCUCAGUCUGUUUAGAUUUUUUUAGUUUAUGUUGAUAGCACUUACACACAACCAACGGCUUCAGACGCAAAAGUCUACACUUGUAUUGCCCAUGUGUUUGGCCUUGUGAUCGAGUGGCAGAAAUUUUGUUCUGGCCUUUAAUUGCAGUACACAGAGUAUUAUGUUACUUGCAAGACUCGCCUUUAUUAUGGUUAUUUUUGGUUCUGAACCGUGAUGAAAUGAAAUUGUUGCAAUUCUUGAUUGACUAGGCUCUCAGUAAUUAUUUGUUAUUGGAGUACUUUAUUUACAUUUGUUGUUCAUGCUGCGUAGAGGCACUUGCAGUGUUUUAUUUUGAGCAUUUUGCUUAUGAAAGCAGAUGAUGGACUUCCACAGACUUUUGAUGUCAUACUUAAAUAGCCUCAGCUAUGUUGACUUUACCACUGUGCAUGCGCAUGAUUGUGUUACAAAACCAGUCACUUGGGAUCCUGUGGUCAUUUGUAAUAUCAUUCAAAUCUCUCCCUAAGGUCAUUUGCUCUGAAUUGCCUUGUGCUAUUCUACAGUAAAACCUCGUUAAUUCAUAUUUCACGGACCCGAAAUAAAUGUCAGAAUUAAACGAAUGUAGAAUUAUUGACAGUAUCACUAAGACAAUAAACAAAUGCUUACUACAUCAACAUGCUUUUAUUUACUGAAUGAAUGAGCAAAUCCUGUGUCUAUUUUGCACAAAAGCAUGCGGAAGUUGCAAUUCUCCUCAUCUCGUGACUGAUCAGCGCUCGCAGCAGUGAAGGCCUGGCAACUUCCUUCUCAGUGCGGCCACGGCACUUGCCGCUUUUGCUCUUUUGUGUCGCACAUUUGCAACGCUCUACACGCUCCGAAAGUUAUGAAUUAGCCCAUAUGCAGCCAGAUAUGUCCGAAUUAACGAGAGUUUGAUUCCAUUAAAUAAUGCAUAAGCCUGCCGAGACCUUAGUACAAGUCCGAAUUAUCCGAUUUUCUGAAUUAACGAGGGUCGAAUUAACGAGGUUUUACUGUAUGUGGUGGUUCUGUGAAUCAUUCUGACAUCAGUGCAAUUCUUGUUGCAUUCUGCUUAACAAGUGCCUGCUUUGAUACUGGCGAGAGAUUGUCAAGAAGCAAGUUGGCUUUGUGUGAUCAAGCAGUUUGCGUGCUCAAAACUUUUCUGUUAUUGUGUGAUGCAGAAAUGAAUUGCUUCUGCCUACA
Messenger RNA from Dermacentor silvarum, 3295 nucleotides. RefSeq names its product UPF0415 protein C7orf25 homolog. The transcript is spliced from 4 exons. Bases 242 to 1459 code for a protein of 405 amino acids. NCBI's taxonomy places the organism in Eukaryota, Metazoa, Arthropoda, Arachnida, Ixodida, Ixodidae. The record is from RefSeq and is a predicted model, not a curated record.